UCACUUUACUCACAUCUUUAAACUCUGAGCUGAGGUUCUGUGUGGUUCUGUGUGGUUCUGUGUGGUUCAGUAACGAGAGGAUCCUUCAUCCUGCCUCUGAAGCGGGAGGCUUUUAUUUUGAAAGGUGUCGCAAAUAUGAGGAAAAUGGCUGCCAGCUCUCCAAAAGACAAGUAUUUCGGCGUGUGGCUGAUCUUCUUCAUGCUCGGGUUGGGGACGCUGCUGCCCUGGAACUUCUUCAUGACCGCCACUGUGUACUUCACCAGCCGUCUGAAGGACUCCCCAUUGGAGGAAUCCUCAGCCAAUCAGACGGAGGCGCCAGGUGAGCGCAGUGCGUUGGAGGCGAGCUUCAACAACGUGAUGACGCUGUGUGCGAUGCUGCCGCUGCUGCUGUGCACCUGCCUGACCUCGCUGCUGCACAAACUGGUGUCUCAGCGCCUCCUGCUCGGCAGUCUCCUCGUCAUCAUGUUCGUGUUCAUCGCCACCGCCGUCUUCGUCAGAGUUCCUCUGGAGCCGCUCGCCUUCUUCUGCGUCACCAUGGUGAAGAUCGUCAUCAUCAACUCGUUCGGAGCGGUGUUGCAGGGCAGUCUGUUUGGGAUGGCAGGGUUGCUCCCGGCUUCGUACACCACGCCCAUCAUGAGCGGCCAGGGGAUGGCAGGGAGCUUCGCCGCCUUCGCCAUGAUCUGCGCCAUCGCAAGUGGGUCUGAUCUGCAGGAUGCAGCGUUUGGAUAUUUCAUCACAGCCUGUGUUGUUAUCUUUCUGUCCGUGCUCUCCUACAUCCUGCUGCCCAAACUGGAGUUCUUCCAGUUUUAUCAGGAGAAGAACCGGAAACAGAACCCGGAGAACUCAGUGAACCUGAUGAACCCAGAGAGCGAUGGAAAGUCAGCUGAUCAGAGCGGCCAACAGGACGUCUCCAUAAUAAAGAUCUUUAAGAAGAUCUGGCUGCUGGCUCUCUCCGUGUGCUUCACCUUCACCGUCACCAUCGGCACGUUCCCCGCCAUCACGGCCGACACCAAGUCCACGCUGGCCAGGGGGUCCUGGGAGCGAUACUUCAUCCCCGUCAGCUGCUUCCUCCUCUUCAACCUGAGCGACUGGGCCGGACGCACCCUGACCGCCUUCUGUAUGUGGCCGCGGAGCGACAGCAGGAUACUUCCUGUUUCCAUCGUCUGCCGCCUGGUUUUCCCGCCUCUCUUCAUGUUGUGUAACGUUCAGCCCCGCCUGAACCUGCCCGUGUUCUUCCUCCAUGAUGGCUGGUUCAUCUUCUUCAUGGUCCUCUUCGCCUUCAGCAACGGAUACCUGGCCAGCCUCUGCAUGUGCUUCGGUCCAAAGAGAGUUCUCCCUCACGAAGCAGAGACUGCCGGAGCCGUCAUGGCCUUCUUCCUCUCGCUGGGGCUGGCUCUGGGGGCCGGGCUGUCCUUCCUCCUCAGAGCGCUGGUCUAACUAGACCACAUCUGAACUGGUUUACAUCUGAACUGGUUUACAUCUGAACUGGAGACCACAUCUGAACUGGAGACCACAUCUGAACUGGUUUACAUCUGAACUGGUUUACAUCUGAACUGGUUUACAUCUGAACUGGUUUACAUCUGAACUGGAGACCACAUCUGAACUGGUUUACAUCUGAACUGGUUUACAUCUGAACUGGAGACCACAUCUGAACUGGAGACCACAUCUGAACUGGUUUACAUCUGAACUGGAGACCACAUCUGAACUGGUUUACAUCUGAACUGGAGACCACAUCUGAACUGGAGACCACAUCUGAACUGGUUCACAUCUGAACUGGAGACCACAUCUGAACUGGAGACCACAUCUGAACUGGAGACCACAUCUGAACUGGAGACCACAUCUGAACUGGUUCACAUCUGAACUGGAGACCACAUCUGAACUGGUUCACAUCUGAACUGGAGACCACAUCUGAACUGGAGACCACAUCUGAACUGGUUCACAUCUGAACUGGUUUACAUCUGAACUGGAGACCACAUCUGAACUGGUUCACAUCUGAACUGGUUUACAUCUGAACUGGAGACCACAUCUGAACUGGUUUACAUCUGAACUGGUUUAACUAGAGACCACAUCUGAACUGGUUUACAUCUGAACUGGUUUACAUCUGAACUGGUUUACAUCUGAACUGGUUUAACUAGAGACCACAUCUGAACUGGUUUACAUCUGAACUGGUUUACAUCUGAACUGGUUUACAUCUGAACUGGUUUAACUAGAGACCACAUCUGAACUGGAGACCACAUCUGAACUGGUUUACAUCUGAACUGGUUUAACUAGAGACCACAUCUGAACUGGUUUACAUCUGAACUGGUUUACAUCUGAACUGGUUUACAUCUGAACUGGUUUAACUAGAGACCACAUCUGAACUGGAGACCACAUCUGAACUGGUUUACAUCUGAACUGGUUUAACUAGAGACCACAUCUGAACUAGAGACCACAUCUGAACUAGAGACCACAUCUGAACUGGUUUACAUCUGAACUGGAGAC
Molecule: messenger RNA, 2481 nt
Organism: Trematomus bernacchii (emerald rockcod)
Lineage: Eukaryota; Metazoa; Chordata; Actinopteri; Perciformes; Nototheniidae
Product: equilibrative nucleoside transporter 1-like
Biological process (GO): nucleoside transmembrane transport; uridine transmembrane transport
Cellular component (GO): plasma membrane
Molecular function (GO): nucleoside transmembrane transporter activity
Source: RefSeq, a predicted model, not a curated record